AAAUUAUUUGUUGGCAUUUAGUUAAUUGUUUAAGUAAGGGCAGGACGGUUAAUGUAGUGUUGUUAAUAAACUAUAUCGUUAAUAAGGCAGAGUUAUUUUCCGAGGAUGGAUUUCUUGAAAAGUGGUAUCAAAACAGUAUUGGGGGCAUCAGAGCCUGGUCAGCAGCCAAGUCCGGCAGAAACGGUUGAAAAACUAGUUGACCAUGCCGCAUCUGCUACACUGUUAGAAGACCGUCGCGAUGCCUGCCGUGCUCUUAGAGCUCUGUCACGAAAGUAUCGUGUUGAAGUAGGAGCCCAGGGUAUGCCUGCAAUGGUCCAGGUCCUACAGAAUGAUCGCCAAGACUGCGAAAUUAUUAGCUAUGUACUAGAGACUCUCUGUAAUAUUGUGGCCACACAAGAGUUCGAUGAAGAAGCAGACAAUCCAAUGGUUUCGCUGAAUGUCGGUGAACAAUUUACUGAGAUGUUUCUCAAGAAUCCCGAAAACGUCACAUUAAUUAUGGGAUAUUUAGAAGAGUACGAUUUUCGUGUUAGACGUGCUGCCAUACAGUUGUUAACAACCUUGAUACAGAAUAAAACACGAGAUUUACAAGAACAUAUAUUAGUAAGUCCUAUGGGCGUGUCAAAAUUAAUGGAUUUACUGUCGGACAGUCGUGAGGUAAUACGAAAUGAUGCCUUAUUAUUGUUAAUACAACUUACUAAAGGCAAUUCGAAUAUACAAAAAAUUGUUGCGUUUGAAAACGCUUUCGACAAAAUCUUUGACAUUAUUCGAGAUGAGGGAUGUUCAGAUGGCGGUAUCGUUGUAGAGGAUUGCCUAAUUUUGCUGCUAAACCUUUUGAAAAAUAACUCCAGCAACCAACAGUUUUUUAAAGAAGGAUCCUAUAUACAGCGACUGGCACCAAUGUUUGACCUUUCCAGCACUGAAAAUGAUGAAACUGGUUGGGCUCCUCAGAAAAUGUCCAAUAUGCACUGUAUGUUGCAAGUAGUUCGGUCUCUGGUCACUCCUAGCAAUCAGCAACAAGUUGUCUCUUCUUGUCAGUAUACCAUGCGCAAAUCAGGGCUUUUAGAAGCUUUAUGCCGCAUACUAAUGGGGGGAGGGGUGCCCGCAGAUGUACUAAUGGAGACAAUUAAUACAGUGGCUGAAGUGGUCAGAGGAAAUGCAGAGAAUCAAGAACAAUUGAGAAAGGUAAUGGCGCCUAGCACCCCACCAAGACCUGUUAUAGUUGUCCUUCUAAUGACGAUGAUCAAUGAAAAGCAGCUGUUAGCCUUACGUUGCUCAGUACUAUAUUCAUUCCAAUGUUAUUUGUUUCGUAACUCUUCUGGGCAACAGGCGGUUGUUCAAACAUUGCUGCCAUCCUCGGCUACAGAUGUAUCAACAUUGUCAACUGGCCAGCUGUUAUGCACCGGGCUUUUUUCGUCAGAUUCUUUGGCAAAUUGGUUUUCCGCCGUUGCUUUAAUGCAUACGCUCGUUGAAAACACUCACCAAAAACAAGAAUUAUUACGUGUCUUACUUGCUACUCCCGGUGGUCACAAGCCAAUUACACUACUGGAACAGUGCACUAACCUUUUACAACAAGAAAGCUACAAAUUGCAAAGCAAAGUCGGCUUAUUGAUGUUAUUGAGCAUGUGGAUAGCUCAUUGUCCCAGCGCAGUAAAAACAUUACUGCAAACCCAGGGUACAAUGGCCUAUUUAACAGCUCAGAUAAGUGGUAAUGAACAUGAUGAGAAUGAGCAUCUUGUUCAAGGUCUGUGCGCUUUCCUGAUGGGACUGUGCAUACAAUUUAAUGAUAACAACUUACCAAGUCAAAAACGUGAUGACAUUUGCCAGUUGAUUAUCAAACGUAUUGGUCAGGAACAUUUUUGCAAUAAAUUGAACGAAGUUUCUCGUCACGAGGCUUACAGCAGAGCGUGCAAACAGCCUCAAAUUCGUGCCAAAUCAGCCGGAGAAUUGUUACUCGACUAUGAGUACUGUAAAUUAUUUAAAGGUCUGGAAGCCUUAGUUGUCAAACUAGUGACAGGAUUUGAUGUAAAUGGAAUAGAAUUGACAGAACUUACUCUAAGCUCCGAGGCGUCGGCACUAGUUGCACAGUACAAAGGCAUUAUACGAGGCCUUGAUACGCAAAUAAAUUCGUUGCAAGAAACUGUGAAGAAAUUAGAGGAGUGUGAUUCGGAACGAGAAGAAAAACUAGCUGAAGUGCAAUCUUUGAAUAGGCAACUCGUCGAUCAAAAUACUCUACUUAAAGCCCAAUUGGCAGCGGCGAAAAAGGAUGAUGCCGAAUCGUCACCAACGCUCGCAAGCAGUAACGAAGUACAUAAAACCAAUGAAUCGGCUCCCAAUGAGGCCCAUUUAUAUUACGCCCAAAAUGUAUGCUUGCAACAGGAAAUGGAAGUAUUGCGUCAACGAUUGCAGGAGGCGGUCGAAUCUGCGAUUAUUAGUAAGGAAAAUUAUCAAAAACUGCAAAAAGAUCAAGAGGACCUACUUGAAUUGCUAACAGAUCAGGAAAAUAAAAUACAACGCUACACUGCGCAAAUGCGGGCAGCCGGACUGCCUGUUGAAGACGAUGAAAACUCUGAAGAUGAUGUGGAUGAAAGUCAGAUUAAAAAUAAUUCUACUACGCCGUCGCACACGGAUAGCCCAUCGCAUACGCAGAAUAUUUAAAGUCGUUAAUGAAUAUUUUUUGGUCCCCUAUCCUUGAACAAGCGUUUGCCUGUAAUUUGUUUUAUUUAGUUAAAAUUAUAAAAUAAACCUAUAUAUCAAAGAUGAAAUCGAAA
Molecule: messenger RNA, 2768 nt
Organism: Glossina fuscipes
Lineage: Eukaryota; Metazoa; Arthropoda; Insecta; Diptera; Glossinidae
Gene: p115
Product: general vesicular transport factor p115
Exons: 1
Coding region: 106-2655 (849 amino acids)
Biological process (GO): intracellular protein transport; vesicle fusion with Golgi apparatus; endoplasmic reticulum to Golgi vesicle-mediated transport
Cellular component (GO): endoplasmic reticulum; Golgi membrane; cytoplasm
Molecular function (GO): protein binding
Source: RefSeq, a predicted model, not a curated record